CUAUAAAGUCUACUUUCUGAAUGUUUGUGGAGGGAGGGAUAAAGCUGGCCAAUGAGGCGUAUAUAUAAGAUUCAUUCUGCCGGAUUUCUUUACAAAUCUUUACAAACCCUCAACAUGUUGCGAUACUCGACACUCGUACUCCUGCUGGCCCUCGUUGGCAUGUGCCUUGCCGCCGCAGUUCCGGCACCGAUUCCCGCCGCUGCCAAUGAUGACUUGGAAACCGCUGCCUCGGCUCGAGCUCAGUUUGGCUAUGGUGGAUAUGGCGGACAUGGUGGAUACGGCCACGGAGGACACGGAGGAUACGGACACGGUGGAUACGGACACGGUGGAUACGGACACGGUGGAUAUGGUCACGGUGGAUAUGGUCACGGAGGAUACGGUCACGGUGUAUACGGACACGGCCACCACGGACAUCACGGUGGACACGGAGGCUACGGUGGAUAUGGUGGAUAUGGUGGAUACGGAGGAUACGGUGGAUACCCCGGUUUCGGUAUCUACCUCGGCUAAUCCGCCAAGACCAUAUUAAUAACGACCCUAAGAUCAUAAUGUGAAGUGAUCUGAAAUUUUACACAGACACUUCUUUUUUGUCAUCGAAUCAGUUUUCUCAAGAACAUUCCGCAGAAGUGGAGACAAGUAUUAAUUUAGCUGUAAUUACAUACUUGUGUAGCGCAUAUAGAUAAGUAGAACGAAAGUUAAUGUAUAAACAAAAAUAAGACUGCAAGUCCUCUUUUUAAGUCUUGCAAUGUAAAUAAAUUAAUUAUAAACGUAA
Messenger RNA from Nasonia vitripennis (jewel wasp), 769 nucleotides. RefSeq names its product glycine-rich cell wall structural protein. NCBI's taxonomy places the organism in Eukaryota, Metazoa, Arthropoda, Insecta, Hymenoptera, Pteromalidae. The record is from RefSeq and is a predicted model, not a curated record. Bases 52 to 507 code for a protein of 151 amino acids. The transcript is spliced from 3 exons.